CUACUCCCGGUUAACUGUAUCAUUAAAAAAGUUAUGAGAAUAGUUUAUGUAUUUGUUUAUUAUUUAAACAGAUAAUGGCUGUAGCUUACUUCACUGAAUUAUGAGGAAAUAGUUUGUGUUACUUCAGAACUUAAUUUCAUAUAUACAUAUAUAAAUUUUGAAGUGUGUGCCGUGGGAAAGAGAUGAAUAAGCCCAUCACUCCUUCCACGUACGUUCGCACCCUUAGCCAUGGAGUUAUAAGAAAUUUAGCAGAUUUUUUGGACCCACAGGAGGGAUGGAAACAAGUGGCAGUACAUAUUACAAAGCCGACAGGUGAACCGAGAUACGAUCAGCUUCGCUUGAGGAGGUUUGAAGGACUUAUUCAGAGGGGAAAGAGUCCCACGAGCGAACUUCUGUUUGACUGGGGAACUACAAACUGUACGGUUAGUGACCUUGUGGACAUACUCAUAAAGACCAACUUCUUAGCACCAGCAAGCCUUUUGCUGCCAGAUGCAGUACCUGUUUCCAAAUUACCAUUACAACACAUAGGGAAACCUACCAGUAGCCCUGAAAUAAAGCCUUCUUUUCCCAACUAUACCACCAGAAAGGUUGGAGCUUCUCAGUUAAUACCAUUGCAAAAAGCAAAUGAGAGUGCCGGCAGGCCUGGAGUAAGACCUCCCACUCCAGACAGUACCAGUGAAGAAGAUGAUGGACCAUGUCUUAAUGAUACAGGAUUCUACAUGUUUUCUUAUCAGCAUCUAAUGAAAAUUACAGGGAACUUCAAUGAGCAUCCCGUAGCAACAGGCGGUAACAAGUUGGGAGAAGGAGGUUUUGGAGUUGUGUUUAAAGGCUGUUUCAACAGUAGACUAGUGGCAGUGAAAAGGCUAGCUGCUUUGCCUCUCUUUAGUCUUCAAGAACUCAAAAUUCAGUUUGAUCAAGAAAUAGAGACUAUGGCAAACUGCCGCCAUGAAAACUUAGUUGAAAUGAUUGGUUUCUCCAACGAUAGUGACCAUCCAUGUCUGGUAUAUGAUUACAUGCCAAAUGGAUCUUUGAUGGACAGACUGGCCUGUUUGGAUAAUACACCACCACUUUCUUGGUAUUCUAGGUGUAAGAUUGCACAGGGUACCGCAAGAGGGUUACUCUAUCUUCAUAGCAACCAUCACAUUCACAGAGAUGUCAAAAGUGCUAAUAUAUUGUUAAAUGAUAACUUCGUACCUAAGAUUUCUGACUUUGGACUUGCACGGGCAUCAGGACAGUUCACACAUACAGUCAUGACAGAAAGAAUCGUAGGAACAACAGCAUAUAUGGCACCAGAGGCACUUCGUGGGGAGGUCACUCCAAAAUCCGAUAUUUUUAGUUUUGGUGUGGUUCUGCUGGAAAUAAUAACGGGCCUUCUACCCAGUGAUGAAAAUCAAAAGCCACCAUCGCUGCUUGAUAUUAAGGAAGACAUAGAAGAUGACGAAAUGACAAUAGAAGAUUAUGUUGAUAAGAAGCUAGGAACAUGGGACUCCGAAUCCAUUGAGCAAAUGUAUUCUAUUGCCUCUCAGUGUCUUCAUGACAAUAAGAAAAAGAGACCUACUGUAGAGAAGGUUCAACAGAUGUUAGAGAAUUUGACAAGUCAUUCAUAAGUAUGCUUUGGAAUUUGAAGAAGUAUAUAUGGAGAACAUAACUGGUAUUCAUUGAAUUUUCUGAUGUGUAACAAACCAGCGGACAAGUCUAUGUCAAGAAAAAGAGAUGCACUAUGACUCCCAUGAAGCUGUUUCUGUACCACCAGCAGGCCUUUUCAUGUGAAUUUUAUGUAAACUGGGAGCUUGGUUCUGUUACCAGUUUUUCAGCUAACUGUAUUUUGUAUAUAUCGUACACGGAUAUUAGAAAAAUCAUGGUACUUGUUUGUUUAAAACACUGGGGGGAAACACAUUCUGUAGGAUUACAUACACAACUACCUGGAAAGAAAUGUAGGUGUUAAGAUUUGUACUUUUUUAUGUAAUGACCAACUUAAAACAUGGUUACAUGUUUAUUUUAAAUAUACUUUUUUACAUAAACAGGAUGCUACAAGAACUGUAUGAAUUUAUACACAAACCGCAUUCCCAUAUUGUAUUCAUUUGACAGAUGGGGAUCUUCAGCUUUUUAUGCACCAUUUAAACCAUUUAACUACUAUUUUCCAAAAGGCCAUUCUCGUCUGCACAGCACUAACAUAGAGGGAUUAAACCCAGGUGACACAAGGACAAAGUGCAGCUAAUGGGUCGGGGUGCUUGGUGUUGUUGCAAAGAGAAUGGAAGAGGAGGGCCUAUGCAGGAUGGAACAGAGCUGACCCACCCACACACUGCCAUUGUCCCUUUGGAGGAGGGACAGCAGUGCAGAGGGUUUUUGGGGGGUGGAUAUUAGGCUUACAAAGCCCCAGUAAUAGGUAGCAUUAGAAGCCUGUGCUACAAGGGAAGGGUAUUAUAGGCCACUGUGAUCCCCCAAAACUUAGGGGGUAGGGUUACAACCUUCAAAGUGUUGGGAUGCUAGCAAGAGCACAGAACACCCUUAUGUCUGCCUGCAUAACCCCCCACCCCCUGAGCAGCUGUAAACUCAGCUCUGCAUGCAUGGUCUGAUCAAGGGAAAGCUUAAUGGACAGGAAGUAUGGGGCAAAAAAUGGCUGGAAAAAGAAAUAUUGUAACUCCAAAAUGGUUUGACAUUUUUUUUUUUUUUUUGAGGUUUGAUUUUAUGCCGUGAGAUGUAUAUUAGAAAGAAAGUAAGUCAUCAAUGUGUACAGUAGCCCAGCGGCUGCAUCUACUGAUUGGUUGACAGGUUUCUGUAGGGUGAACCUCAUGUUCCCACAAGAUGCAUUGACCUCAGGGUUGGUUAUAUUAAAGGGAUGCCAAGGUGCAGCCUCAUGCUUGAAGCUUGUCCUUUGUGUACUAUGGAAAAAACAUUAAAUUGUAAUGACAUUUUGAAAAGUGGAUUCAGAUUAUUUGCUUUUUCUGCCUUAACGAACCCUUUUAUAUGCAUUGAUGUACAUGAAAGCCACGCUUGCUCUGGGAAUGCUACAGUUCGUAAUGCCAUUGUGGCCUUAAUUAAGCCUUAACUACAAAUGCUUAUUUGCGUGUAAUGCUUUGACAUUGUUCAAUGGAGUUAGUGGUCAUAUUUCAGUUAGAGCCUGUGGAGAAUUCUUUACCUUUGUACAGUUUGUACUAUAAUCUGGAAAAUUUCAGGUCCAGGCUUAGGUGCUUAAUUCCUAACAGCAAUUUGUUAUAGACAUUCAAUUCUAAUAUGAAAGGAAAAAACACAUUUCUGUGAGGAACAAUGUUAUAUCUAGAAACUAAAAUUAAGUGAUCUCUGUUUAUAUUACGGUCAUGUAGCUUACCCUGUGUGUACAGACAGUUUAUCAUUUAAACAUCAGUGAGUUAUAAUAUGAUUUCUACUAUAAUCUGCAUAUAGAAUACCUCUUUAAGAUUAUGAAGCCUGCCACUAUACCUCAGGGAACUGAUUCUUGGCUCUUUUUUUUUUUUAAGGGAAAAAAAAAACUCCAAACCCUUUUUAGUGAAUGUCAUGCUUACUUUAUAAGCAAAAGGUUGCACCAUACUCCAAGUGUGAAUGAACCUAGGGCUUUGUAUAGACGACUUAACCUUAACAUUUCUGGAAAUAAUUGUGUAUAAUACAGCUCUAAUUAUUAAGUCAACAAGAUGUUGGUAGGGGGAUGGAUCUGCAAAACAGUGCUUAAAGUUUAAAUUGUGCGCUUGCCUGACACUAGAUUUCACAGUUUUCUGUUCUAGCAAUGAUAGGGUUGCCACCUGUUCAAAUGCCCAAAGUGUGAUAUUCUUUGUAGAAACGUGCAAUUUUGCAGGACAGACAUAGCCACUGGGAGUGCAAAGGACAGAACUUCACUGUUUUUGUCCAAAUAAAAGCUUAUUCUUGUA
This is a messenger RNA of Protopterus annectens (West African lungfish), 3881 nucleotides long. RefSeq names its product interleukin 1 receptor associated kinase 4 (gene IRAK4). Gene Ontology annotation, biological process: signal transduction; protein phosphorylation. The transcript is spliced from 12 exons. The coding region runs from base 183 to 1607 and encodes 474 amino acids. Gene Ontology annotation, molecular function: magnesium ion binding; protein serine/threonine kinase activity; ATP binding. Lineage: Eukaryota; Metazoa; Chordata; Ceratodontiformes; Protopteridae. The record is from RefSeq and is a predicted model, not a curated record.